Messenger RNA from Malus domestica (apple), 3173 nucleotides. Its product is annotated as protein RRP6-like 3. Gene Ontology annotation, cellular component: nuclear exosome (RNase complex); nucleolus. Gene Ontology annotation, biological process: nuclear polyadenylation-dependent antisense transcript catabolic process; nuclear polyadenylation-dependent snRNA catabolic process; nuclear polyadenylation-dependent CUT catabolic process. Gene Ontology annotation, molecular function: nucleotide binding; 3'-5'-RNA exonuclease activity; single-stranded RNA binding. The record is from RefSeq and is a predicted model, not a curated record. Lineage: Eukaryota; Viridiplantae; Streptophyta; Magnoliopsida; Rosales; Rosaceae.
CCCCCCUCUCAACCGCUCCGCCGCAAACCGCAAUCGUCUUCCUUCUUCUGCUUCCAUCGAGCUAAACAGAAAGCUCCAGAAACACAAAAAUGGAGGCGAAAGGAAGAAACCUCAAGAUUGCAGUAGUCGCCCUCGCUUCUCUGACAGCUCUCUCCGUCUUCUUCUUUGCGCGGCACCGGAGACGCCGCCGGAACGCAAACUGCCCCCUAAGUCGAUGUUAUUUACGAGCCGAUCACCUCAAGCUGCAGUACGGAUUCAAGCGAGUUUUAGCUGACAAUUCCUACUCUCCCUUCAAGCAUCUGAACUUGAAUGGUUCUCCGGAAGAUAAGAACUGGAAUUCGCAUCCUUAUGAGGCUGAAAUCACGGGAUUGGUGGAAAGUUUUCAGCUUGAGGAGUUUCGAAAAUGUAUUGGAAUUACAGAGAAGAAUGUGGGGGGUUUGGAAGAAAUGAGUGAGUCGUAUGAGUGGGUGGAGACCGAGUCGAAGUUGAAGGAACUCGUUGAGGUUUUGAACAAAGAGAAGGUAUUUGCUGUUGAUACGGAGCAGCAUAGUUUUCGGUCUUUUCUCGGUUUUACAGCUCUAAUACAGAUUUCUACUGAGAAGGAAGAUUACUUGGUGGACACGAUUGCUCUGCAUGAUUGCAUAAGCCUUCUACGGCCGGUUUUCGCUGAUGCUAGUAUUUGUAAGGUGUUCCAUGGGGCGGAUAGUGAUGUUCUCUGGCUGCAAAGGGACUUCCAUAUUUAUGUUGUUAAUAUGUUUGAUACUGCAAAGGCUUGUGAAGUUUUGUCAAAGCCGCAGAAGUCACUGGCAUAUUUGCUUGAAUCUUACUGUGGAGUAGUCACUAACAAGUUGUUACAGCGUGAAGACUGGAGACAGCGCCCCUUGUCAAUUGAAAUGGUACAAUAUGCUCGUACAGAUGCGCACUAUCUACUCUAUAUUGCACGCAGUUUAAUUGCUGAGCUGGAAAUGCUGGAUAACGAAAACAACGGUCCCAAUGACAAAUUACAUUUUGUUCUCGAGGCUAGUCGGCGUUCAAACUCGAUAUGUUUGCAACUGUACACUAAAGAGAUAGAAGCUUCUCCUGGAGAGUCUGCUGCUUCAUCAAUUUUUAGCCGUCAUUUGAACGGCCAAGGAGGGAUUUCAUCAGUUUCUCCUGAAGUCCAGGAUGCUGUGAACAGAUUAUGUGCAUGGAGAGAUUUGAUGGCUCGUGUACACGAUGAGAGCUUAAGAUAUGUAAUAUCAGAUCAGGCUAUUGUUGCCCUUGCAGACAAAGCUCCAACGAACCCUGCAGACAUAUUAACCACCAUUGCUGAAGCUGAUUGCAAUGCAGAUUCAAGUUUUGGUUCUGGCCUCUCAUCUCCAUCCCCUGUCGUUUACAGUCAUUUGGAUGACUUUCGUCAUCUGCUCCAUAACAAAAUAGGCAACCCUGAUAAUUUAUUUUCUAAGAUUCUUCAAAACUGCCUGGGUCCAAAUGGGAGUUGCCCACUGUCCAUCUUCAAUUAUGCUUUACUGGUAGAGUGUAAUAUGAAAGUGCCACUAACUUCUAGAAAAAAUGGGUCGAGAAAUUCAAAGCAAGUUGCUCGAAAGUCGUCUCGGCAGCUAUUUGUUCAAAAAUUUUCUUGUAAAGCUCCAGUUUAUCAUAAUUGCAGGAUCUAUGCAGAUGAUGGCCGGUUGCUUUGUUACUGUGACCGCAGGAAGCUUGAAUGGUAUCUUCGGCAGGAUUUGGCAAAACUUGUUGAUGAAAAUCCACCUGCAAUUAUGCUUCUUUUUGAGCCCAAAGGCCGUCCAGAAGAUGAAGGCAAUGAUUUUUACAUUCAAAGUAAGAAAAAUAUAUGUGUUAGCUGUGGCGAAAGAAAUCAUUACUUACGCUACCGAAUAAUUCCCUCAUGCUACAGAAUGCACUUCCCUGAACAUUUGAAAAGCCACCGUUCUCAUGAUAUUGUCCUACUAUGUGUGGACUGUCAUGAAAUUGCUCAUGCCUCUGCUGAGAAGUAUAAAAAACAUAUCGCUGCAGAAUUUGGGAUUCCACUUUUUGUUCGCAGAGUGGUUGACUCAGAACAAUCUCAGGCUACAUCUGAAGCAUCUGUUCCAGAAACAACUUCUGAGGAACCAGGUGUAUCUCCUUUACAAUUGCGCAUUGCUGCUAUGGCUCUUCUGCGCCAUGGACCAAGAAUGCCAUCCAGCCGCCGUGAAGAACUGACAGAGAUAGUAAUGAGGUAUUAUGGAGGGAGGCAAAUAUCUGAGGAAGAUUUAGAAAACGCUUUGUUGGUUGGCAUGAGUCCCAACGAGAGAAGACAAUUUGAGAAGAAGAAAGGACUUUCUUUAAAGCAUUCUAAGGGGAUUAUUCAACCAGAUGCAGAGCAGGAGAGAACUACAAUUACCAUGUACACAUCUGCCAUUGUGAACGCAUCGGAAGUUGAUCCUCUACUUGAUUCAUGCACCACUGAAGCAGAAGCAUAUACCGGAACAGAAAAUGGAGAUGCUUUCAUGCUGAAGGAUGCUGAUUUGGGGACUGAAGAAGAAGCUUUUGCUGUUGUUGAAAAGAACAUGAACUCAGAUAUAAGUGGAGUUGCUGAUAGUCAGUUUAUAUCUGUUGUAAAUGCUGAUGGUGACGGUGAUGGUGAGAGAGAUACACCGAACGGAUCAGUUGAUUUUAGUCAUGCCGGAUAUGGUGCAACUUCCCACCGUAAACGUAGAUCAAAAAUGUCACUUUUAGGACAUGGUCCACAUGGCAAGCAAGUUGUGGAUCAUCUGCUAAAGGAAUAUGGUGAAGAUGGCGUUUCUCAAUUUUGUCAAAGGUGGAGACAAGUAUUCGUUGAAUCUCUUCAUCCUCGUUUUUUACCUGCCGGCUGGGAUAUAACGCACAGGGGUUGAUAAUCGGCACUGUUUUUUCCAGUGGUAGGAGGGACUUCGGCGAAUUUAGCGUCUACAAUCCUCUCAAGAAGGCUUCUGCUGCUGAAUGUUUAUGAAUCGACAGACCGGUUGCAAGACGAGCCAAAAUUAUGAGGAUUUUGUUCGUCCCUCGAUCCUCCUGUCAACCUCCAUUCCAAAAGCUGCCUUGUAACCUAUUUGUUUAUCUUCUAAUUUUUUACUUUUGGAUUACGAAUUUCGCCAUCAUUUAGCAAACAUUCGCUACAAUCUCUCUUUAGAUCGAACUCAUUGGAAUAUUUCGUA